AUGAGGACGGGGAAGAUCCGGAGCCGUGAGGAGAGGCAUCCCGUCGCCCGGGGAGACGGGAUACCCAGCUGGGCCGAGGACGCUGAUCGGAGGGGUCUGAUUGGAGGGUACGCGGGUCAGGGCCCCCCAGGUAGAGGGAGCCCACAGCAGCCCCCGGCAGGCUCCUCGGCCCCCCCUCCACCCACGUGCCCCAUCGCAAAUGCGAAACAGGAGAAGAUAGAGGAGGUCCUCCACGCCCUCCUGCCCCCCAGGGAGUGGGCCGACGGCCGCGGUCUGUGGGUGCAGCGGGUGUCCACCGCGCCCGGCUCACGCCUGGGCGUCCUCCAGCUGGAGGAGGACCUGGACCUGAGGCUGCGGCAGAGGCAGGCCCAGGAGACCGGCCUGUGCCACGUCCAGAGGGACCUCUACUCGCAGUGCUUCGACGAGCUGAUCAGACAGGAAACCAUAAACUGCCCGGACAGGGGGUUGCUCCUGCAGCGGGUGCGAGACGAGAUCAGCAUGUGCAUCGCUGCCUACGAGACGCUGGACGAGAGCAGCGUGGCCUUCGGCAUGCGGAAGGUUCUGUGUGGCGAGCAGGGGAAGGCCGAAAUGGAGGAGCAGAUAUCGGUCCUGGAGGGGCAGAACCGGGCACUGCAGGGGCAGCUGCAGGAGAUGGGGGCGGAGUGCGAGGCCGUGAGCCGCAGGGAGCUGGAGAGGCGGGUCACGGAGGAGCAGAAGCACACGGACGAGAUCGAGCUCCUGAAGCGCACCAACCAGCAGCUCAAGUUUCAACUGUCGUGAAAUGAAAUCACACAGAAGUGACCAGCGGACUCAUCGUGGGACAGCGUUCGAUGAAGAGCUGCAGAGCUCGAAGGCUUUGAAAUACUUCAGACACCAUCUCCAC
Messenger RNA from Conger conger (European conger), 883 nucleotides. RefSeq names its product axonemal dynein light intermediate polypeptide 1-like. The record is from RefSeq and is a predicted model, not a curated record. Gene Ontology annotation, cellular component: axoneme; filopodium. The transcript is spliced from 6 exons. Gene Ontology annotation, molecular function: dynein heavy chain binding. NCBI's taxonomy places the organism in Eukaryota, Metazoa, Chordata, Actinopteri, Anguilliformes, Congridae. Bases 1 to 780 code for a protein of 259 amino acids.